AAAUUUCUGUUUUUCUUUGCUCUACCGUGCUUCGAAAGUAAAUUAUAACGGGUGUGUUCUACGAAAUUUCGAAACUUUUGAAAGUUUGUUAGAAAAAAAUAUGUCAGAACCCUUACAAUUUUGCAUCAGGAAACCCCAUUUUUUACGGGCUUUCAUUUGGUAUAAAAUUCAUUAGGGUUGGUAUUUAGAAUUGUAGCGUUACCCCCUGGAAUAAUAUUAUUUCCAACCCUGUACAAGUUAUAAUAACGAUGAUGAUGUUAAACAUUUUUGUCGAAAAUUAAUGGCUCUACCUUUACUUCCUGAACCUAUUAUUGAAGAUACUUAUGAUGAUUUAUUAGCUGCAACAGCAACAGAAUUAAAAAAAACUUGAUGAUUUGUUAGAAUAUUUUCAAGAACAAUGGUUUACGAAAGUUCCAAUAUCUCAAUGGUGUGUACAUGGUCUUAGUUUCAGAACGAAUAAUAAUGCAGAAGCAUUUCACAGUCGUUUCAAUCGACGAGUUCAACUUAAUCAUCCAAACAUUUGGUCGUUCAUAAAGUUUCUUCAAGAAGAAGAAAAUCGUUUUCAUCACUUAAGUAUUCAAUUUCAUGCAGGUUUAGGAACACGACCUAAGCAAAUUAAAACAAUUGCAAUUCAACGUCGUAUCGAUAAUCUUGGUGAACGAUAUUACGAUGGUGUUAUAAAUGCCAUGGAAUACUUAGAUGGCUUAUCAUUCAUUGUUGCAAAACGAAAAAAAUGA
Rotaria sp. Silwood2 is the source of this 737-nucleotide messenger RNA. NCBI's taxonomy places the organism in Eukaryota, Metazoa, Rotifera, Eurotatoria, Philodinida, Philodinidae. The record is from the annotation of a GenBank genome assembly.